AUGAUUUAUUCACUUUAUAUCUUCGAUCGACAUUGUACAAUCGUUUAUUAUCAAGACUGGCAUAGAUCACCACUCAAGCCAGCCAGACCAAGUCCCAACGUCUUACCAUGUGUUUCACCCAGUCUUUCACCAGGUUAUCAAUCCAUCAAUCCUCAUUCAGAUCAAUCACGUCAAGCUAGUUCACAAGGAAUCCUUCCUUUUCAUUCUAAUACCGGUACACUUGUUGGUGGAGAAGAAGUUCCAAACUUAUUGAAUACGACUAGAUUGAAUGAUGGAAAUGGAAUUAGAUCUGAUUUGCUUCAUUCUCAAAAUCAACUUCAAAAUGGAUCUUCAAGUAAUCUUUUACCUGGUUUGUUAUUUGAUGAAGAAGCUAAAUUGGUUUAUGGUCUUGUCUUUAGUUUACGUAACUUGGUUCGAAAAUUAGCUGGCAGGGAUGAACCUGUUCAUUAUUAUACUACUUCUACUUACUCUUUACAUCUUUUUACCACACCUACCAAUAUCACCUUUGUAUUACUAAGUUCACCCAUGACCGAAAGUUUACAACCCGUCUUAAAGAAUAUAUGGAAAACAUCUUGGACAGAUUUUGUAAUUCGGAAUCCAUUGGUAUCAAUCGAUAGUGCUCAAUCUGGUAAAGGUGUAGAUAAUGAAAUGUUUAGAAGAUCGGUAGAUAAUACUAUGAGAGCUUUAACUAUUUUCAAUUGA
This is a messenger RNA of Melampsora larici-populina 98AG31, 702 nucleotides long. RefSeq lists its product as uncharacterized. The transcript has 4 exons. NCBI's taxonomy places the organism in Eukaryota, Fungi, Basidiomycota, Pucciniomycetes, Pucciniales, Melampsoraceae. Gene Ontology annotation, cellular component: TRAPP complex. Gene Ontology annotation, biological process: endoplasmic reticulum to Golgi vesicle-mediated transport. The record is from RefSeq and is a predicted model, not a curated record. The coding region runs from base 1 to 702 and encodes 233 amino acids.